AUGCUUGUCAGCAUCAAUGCCUUGAAACUCUCCAUGUCAGAGAAGUGCUCCAGCUCCCGAGACAGGACUGCCCUGCCGCAGUCACUCUGUGGUGACGACUCUGAGGACUUCCCAGAGCAGCAUCUGGAGGGCAACAUUGUGAGGAGAACCAAAUCCUCUGUCUUCCAGGAGAGAGCCCAGUGCAGAGCUGAGACCAAUGUCAACAACCGCUUCCCUCCGCCCCUCCGAUCCCCGGGGCAGAGCAGCGCGUCCCCUCCGGGUGUUCCCGGCUGCAUUCCAGGGGAGAUCCCCUGUGGGGUGUCGGCUGUGUCCCCGCCCCCCCUCUCCCAUGGGGCACCUCCCCGGCCGCUCUAUAAGGGGUGGCGGCGGCGGCACCGGCUGCGCUAUGGGGAGCGGGUGGUGCGCCGCGCCCGCCGCGCCCGCCGCCCCGGUGCCCCGCCGCCGCCCUUCCCCAACGGCUGGUACCGGCUGCUCGACUCGGAGCAGCUGCCCCGCGGCGCCGCCCGCAGCCUCGCCCUGCUCGGAGAACAGCUCGCUGCGUUUCGCACCCAGGAUGGCCAGGCCUUUGUGGUGGAUGCUUACUGUCCUCACCUUGGAGCCAACCUGGCUGCUGGUGGCCGCGUUGUGGGCAACUGCAUCGAGUGCCCGUUCCAUGGCUGGCGCUUUCGGGGAGAAGAUGGAAAAUGCACCAGCAUCCCCUAUGCUGGAAAAGUGCCAGACUUGGCGAGGGUCCGGACAUGGCCGUGCUGCGAGGUGAAUGGGAUGCUGCUGGUCUGGUAUCACUGCGAGGGGCUCAGGCCCACGUGGGCAGUGCCUGAGCAGCGUGAGAUCAUCACCAAGGAGUGGGUGUUCCGUGGGCAGACGGAGCACUUUGUUGAUGCACACAUCCAGGAAAUCCCAGAGAAUGCAGCUGACUCGGCUCACCUGGCUUUCCUCCAUGGACCAGCCAUUCUGGGCGGAUCUGACCUGAGAUACACGAGGUCCAAGCUGUGGGAUUUUAUGAAGCACAACUGGAAGGCAGAGUGGUGGCCGGAGCCAGAGCCCAACAAGCAUUGCUCCCGGAUGCUGCUGCAACACACUGCAACCUUUUUUGGGAAGCAUUUCUCCCUGAUGGAUUUGACAGUUUCAGCCAGGCAGGUAGGGCCAGGACUGGUUUUCCUGCUCUUUGAACACACUUUCUUGGGCCGUGGGAUCAUCCUGCAGACAGUGACACCCCUGGAGCCUCUCCUGCAGAAUGUGGUCCACAAAAUCUACUACCAGAAGAACAUUCCAGCCAUAAUCCCCAAGUUCAUCCUGAGAGCAGAGUGCAUCCAGUUUGAGCGGGAUAUAACCAUCUGGAAUAACAAACAGUACCUGCCCAAGCCACUACUCAUCAGGGAGGACUCCAGCAUCCAGAAGCACCGGCGCUGGUAUUCCCAGUUCUACAGUGAGAAGAACACAAGGCCCCCUGCGCCGAAGGACCUGGAGUGGCAGGCCCAGUGUUGCUUUAACCUGCUGAGGGGAGAAUGA
Melopsittacus undulatus (budgerigar) is the source of this 1509-nucleotide messenger RNA. Its product is annotated as cholesterol 7-desaturase-like. Gene Ontology annotation, biological process: cholesterol metabolic process. The record is from RefSeq and is a predicted model, not a curated record. NCBI's taxonomy places the organism in Eukaryota, Metazoa, Chordata, Aves, Psittaciformes, Psittaculidae. The transcript has 11 exons. Bases 1 to 1509 code for a protein of 502 amino acids. Gene Ontology annotation, molecular function: 2 iron, 2 sulfur cluster binding; oxidoreductase activity.